AUGGUGGACUGGCUCAGUCUCGCCGUGCCACUCGCCUACCUCGGCGUGCUAAUCGGCUCCCUCGCUACAUUCUCUUCUCUCUACCGCAAGCGCAAGGCUCAAAAAGCCGCUUCCCUGGAAGCAUGGUUCCCCGCGCAUCUCCAACGCGACAUCUACUUCUCCCUCAUGCACCUUGAUCCAUCCUCGCAAUCCGAAAAGAAAACCCCCGCAGUCCCCGAAUCCGUCCUAAAAGCCUCCCUCCUCCGCCGCGCCACGGAAGACAUCCGCCGCGUGAUGACCCUGCGCUCGCAGAAACAAGCUCUCUCCAUGCUCCUGCAGCGCGGCAGCGUAGGCGACGACCUGUGGCAGCGGUUCCUGCGCGCGGAGAAGGAAAUGGAAGACGAGGUGCGCGAUGUUGUCGCUGAGGCGAAUGCGUACGUCCCCGGCUGGGGCCAGGUUAUUUUCCAGUCUGCGAAUGAGAUGUUGAAUAAUGAUCUUUAUCGGGUGCGUGUUGCAGAGCAUCAGGAGAAGAUUAAGGAGGAGAGGGAGUGGUGGGAUAAGAAGAAGAGUAGUAUUCAGGAGGGGUUUAUGAAGGAGUUGAAUGAGGAGGAGAAGGAGAAGAAGGAAGGUUCUACUCAAGUGCCUGCUACGCCGGCUAAGGGUGGUGAGUCUGUGCCUGUGGCGGUUGCUGCGGCUUCGGUUCAGGGGAGUGAUGAUGAUGCCGUGUUGGUUGAGGCAGAUCCCUCGGUGAAUAGCCCUGGAAGUCCGUCUGGCGGUGGGAAGAAGAAGAAGGGCAAGGGGAAGAAAUAG
Molecule: messenger RNA, 789 nt
Organism: Penicillium cataractarum
Lineage: Eukaryota; Fungi; Ascomycota; Eurotiomycetes; Eurotiales; Aspergillaceae
Product: Sec63 complex subunit SEC66
Exons: 2
Coding region: 1-789 (262 amino acids)
Biological process (GO): post-translational protein targeting to membrane, translocation
Cellular component (GO): Sec62/Sec63 complex
Source: RefSeq, a predicted model, not a curated record